This is a messenger RNA of Topomyia yanbarensis, 1267 nucleotides long. RefSeq lists its product as uncharacterized. The record is from RefSeq and is a predicted model, not a curated record. The coding region runs from base 116 to 919 and encodes 267 amino acids. The transcript has 2 exons. NCBI's taxonomy places the organism in Eukaryota, Metazoa, Arthropoda, Insecta, Diptera, Culicidae.
UCCCUUCCAGACGGUGUCAGAUUAACAAACCGUCACCAACAGCAGCAGCCGGCGUGAUUCCAAAGAAGUGGAGUCAAGUUUCAGCACACCAGUCUCUGUCGGGUGGUGGUGCAGGAUGGCACGGGUACGAUUUGUGGUGUUCAUUGUUCCUGUAACGGUACUGCUGCUGCUGGUCAGCCGUGGACCGGAUCCGGUGGCCGGAGAUUUCAUUGAGAACCUCACGAAUGGAGUCCGGAUGGCUGGAAAACUGUUCGGCAUUGAUACAAUAUCGGACGUGGCGGAUUUGGUGGCGAAGGGAUUCUCGAGUCAGAGUUUUUCCACGAAACCGGAAACCGGCAGUCCGGCGCAGCAACAGGCUGCCAAUAUGAUGUCACUGAUGUGGAAGAUGCUCGGCAUGGAUGGUAGUAAGCUGGGGGCGCUUGUCAUGAAUGCGAUUAUAUUUGUGGCACACGUGAUUGCAACAAAUUUGGGAACAUUCAGAAAACCGGAAUUCAACCAAAUUUCCAAAGAAGAUCCACCGAAACCCAACGAUUCCAGUAUUUUACAAUCCGAAUCUCCGUUGAACUGGAUGUUGAAUAAUCCGUCGAAACAGUUCCGUUCCAUGUUGGAUCCGAUCCGCGAAAGAAACAUCACCGACUUUCUCGAGUCGGAUUUGGCAGAUCUUGAGCAAACGGCACCCGAAGAUACGGACUGCAUCAAACUUUUGUUGUGCAAAAUCAAUCCCUUUUUAUGGAAAAUGCAAGAAGUAGUUCGAAACCGUUUAGCUACAACUGACGGAAAUUCUGAGCCGACGGAGAAGCCGGAAAAUAUCGCACAGAUCAUUCACAAGAGUGUUCCCAAGCUGAACGAAUUCGAAGCCAACGGGGUACGAUGUGAGGCACGGUUUAAACAAUGUGUGCGUGUUUUUGGUCGAAAAUAGUUUUGCACCGCAGUUUACAAGUUAAAUUGUUUUCAUUGUUUUGUCAUGUUGGUGGCAUUUAAGGUGUUUAGUCUUUCGAGAAGCCUCAUGGCAAAAGGCUUGAUUCGAGAUGAAUUGAAGGUCUUCUGAAAGUAUACAUCAUGUGGAGUAAUAAAAAGAAGUUGAAUGACUAUUGCACCAGCAAGAUCAUAACAUUAUUUUUUCAGGUGACAUUUGCAUGCCUCGACCUAUUUUGAUUUAAUAAUUUGUUAUUGUGGUACGGUCGAAGAGAUGUUUGAGCAAGUGGAACAAGUGAAUUCAGCAAUGACCUAUGUGGGAUAUGGGUAGUAGAAAGAAGGUUGAUAACAA